This is a messenger RNA of Porites lobata, 7189 nucleotides long. NCBI's taxonomy places the organism in Eukaryota, Metazoa, Cnidaria, Anthozoa, Scleractinia, Poritidae. The record is from the annotation of a GenBank genome assembly.
AUGGGGAAGCAAAAUAGUAAACUCAAACCUGAAGUGUUAGCGGACUUAAAACGAGAAACUGAGUUUACUGAAGCUGAGCUCAAAGAGUGGUACCGAGGUUUUUUGAAGGACUGUCCUAGUGGCCAUCUUACUGUUGAUGAGUUCAAAAAAAUCUACAGCAGCUUCUUUCCACAUGGUGAUGCAUCUAGGUUUGCAGAACACGUCUUCCGCACAUUUGACAAGAAUGAUGAUGGCACUAUUGAUUUCCGUGAAUUCAUGUGUGCUUUGUCUGUGACAUCGCGUGGUAAACUGGAGCAGAAGUUGAAGUGGGCAUUCAGCAUGUAUGAUAUGGAUGGUAACGGAUACAUCUCUAAGGAUGAAAUGCUAGAAAUAGUGAAAGCAAUUUACAAAAUGGUGGGCACAGUUAUGAAAAUGCCUGAUGAUGAAAGUACACCUGAGAAACGUACCAACAAGAUUUUCACUCAGAUGGAUACAAACAAAGAUGGUAUGCUGUCGCUUGAGGAGUUCAUUCAGGGAGCAAAGGGUGACCCCUCUAUUGUCCGUUUGUUACAGUGUGACGCACUGCAAAAAGUUUAAAGCUCCACACAUAAAUUAUACAGGAGCUAGGGAGGUGGUGGGAGCGGUGUCAGUAAAAGUCACCUUUAUUGUACCAUUCAUUCUAACUUUUCAACCAUCACUGACAGUUUCCUCAGAUGAUACAUGUAGUCUUAUUUUUGUUAUCUUGCAAGUACUUCUUUGGGCUUGAUGUGGCAUGAUUGUGCUAUGAUUUGAAUACCACAAGCUUCCCCACCUACCUAAACUGCAUAUUAACACUGAAAUAAGUUAUACAUACUUGAAUACGGAUUUUGUGUUUUGUUACAGGUUUACUUAGAUUUUCAUAACCUUUGCAGGGUACAAAGAAAGUCAGUUUUACAGCUUAGAAAGUAAAAGGCCAAAAGUCAUAUCAACUAGCCUGAAAAACUGUUUGAAUAAGCUGUAUUCAUCACAGUUCUUCUGUAAUUUGUGAAUUCCUGAAAAAACUUCAUUUGCCUUUCAGGCAAGUUAAGAACAGAAUUCACUAGCCCGAUAGAAAAAUCCACUAGCCCCAGGCUAUCAGACACUACUUUCUUUCCACGCUGCUUUGAGGUGAUAAUUAGUUUUAAGAGUGCACAAAAGUUCUUGAUUUCUCAAUAGCUGGGAGCCCACAGUUGGCCAGAUGUAAGAUAGAAAUCUUGUAUUGUGUCACUUUUGACUAAAAAAUGCAAACAGUACCUAGAAUGCAUACACUACAGUUGAACUUUGUAAAUGACUUACAAUAAUAAUUAAUAAUUCUGUGAACUUCCUUGUAACUCAUAUUUUGGAAUAUCUGGCUGGUUCCAGAUAAUCGUGUGUUCAGUUCCUUAUGGGAACUUAUUUUAUUGUUGCUGCCAAAUCCAUGCCAGUUCACACAUUAUUCUACAGUAUACUUUGGAAAUCUUUUAUUUCAUGUGUUGGUGCGAGGAAUUUAAGAAUGAUAUGUAUCAUAAUAUUACAAUAUUAGUUAUCUUUCAGUGGAAAGUUAAAUGCCUUUUAUUUAAAGUACAUGUAAUCUAUAUUUAGUUGUACAGAAAAAGAUAAUUUAACCAGUAAAUUGCUCUUGAGUUUUUUAAUUUGAUUGUUGUCAUUUAAGUGAAAAUAUUUCUUAAAAAUCAUCAGUCUAUUGAUUUGUUCGGUUUUCAUUAUUUUUGUAAGUUAUUAUUAAUCAAGCAAACUUUUACUUAUUUGUUAAAAUAGAUGUAUUGUUGAAGUGAAAUAAAGUGAACUGCACAAAAAUAGUCUGUAUGAUUUUUUUAUUCAAGUUAAACUUCUCCCUUUCAAUCAUUUAUGUAUUUUGUAAUGUAUGCAGCAAAACAUUUUUGAUGGGAUUGAAAAACAAUACUCUCAAUAUCUCCAAGUUUGUUAAACCACCUUGAGAACUAAACUGUUUGAACAGUCUACAAACAAUCUAUGGAUUUUUUGGAAUUACAGUGUUUUAAUAUAAUUGUGCCUGUUGUCAUUCUUUUCCUCAAUAGCUGUACUAUAAUGCUGUGUGUUGUCCUGUGUUCUGUAUAUUACUUGCAUACUGUCGAGAAUUCAUGGCUCUUAACCAUGCAUCGUCCACCAGUGAUUAACAGGGUAGUAUAGCCUUCCAACAUUAAUAUUCCUUUAUUCGUAGGUUUAGUUAUGUGGAGAUGGUAUUUCACCCUAACUUUUUAACCUUAAAAUACAAUCAUAUGAUGUUACCAUUCAAAUGAUUCCUCUUUGGAAGGACGUUUUCAUAGUAAUAUUUAUUUCUUUGUAUUUUACAAAAAGACGUUUGGAAUUUUUUUUGUAAAUUUUCACUUCAGCCAUUGUUAGAAUUGAAAGGGUUAAAGAGGCAAAAGAGGAGAUGUAGAGAAUCACAUACUAAUCAGCUUCUUAGAAGUAGCUAGGAAAGAGGGAGGCCCCACUAUCAGUGGACGUGACGUCAUAAUUGUGAAAGUCAGGUAAUUUGCCAUUAAGUCAGGAAAACCGUAGUUCUUGGAAAAUUCAGUGAUACUCGCAUGGAGAAUUGUGGUUCAUGGAUUUCGAUACUGUAUUAAAAUUCCGCAUGGAAUUUCUACAUUCUUUAGGAAUAAAAAAUGAAAACAAGAGCGUUCGUGGCCUGGAAAAGAAGCUAGAUAAUGAAGAAUGCAAAGUCAAUCAUAGUCGUUUAGACGUCAGGAGAAAGUCAGGGAAAAGUGAGGCAAUUAUUUUGUUCCAACUAGGGAAAACCGUUGUAGAAUUUCUUGAUGUUAAGCUCGUCGCUUUAUUUUUGGUCUUGGUCUUCGCUGCUUCUUCUCAUCUUUUUUGUCAGUCUUAAGGCUCAUGUCCUGAGUUUCAGAUGGAGUGCGGGUUCUGGUGGAUUUCUAGAGUAACUACGCCCAAGGAGAAUAGUCAGGUCGUUCGUGAUGUCUGGGCUGAAGUCGUGUAACACUAAUGGAACAGUAAGUUAAACAGUUGUUAACACACUAAUGGCUCACUGCAGGUGGAUAACAUCUUCAUCCUAAUCGAAUCAACAUCUGUGAAAUAAUCCUUCUCACACUAAUCCUUCUCAAUGUUGAUUCUCUUUACGUCACCGUGGAAACCAAACCACCUUACGUAACGUGUACUCCUGGUGUAAUCAUUGUGGUCAGUCGUUGCAUUCGCCUUUGUUGUCCUACCAAAGACUCACUGAGUUGCACGCCCUUUUACAGGUUGUGUGCAGUGCACUUGGGAACCAUGGGAAAGCAAAACAGUAAACUCAAGCCUGAGGUUCUCGCUGAUCUCAAGGACCAAACGAAUUUUUCGGAACAUGAACUACAGGAGUGGUACAAGGGAUUCCUCAAGGAUUGUCCAAGCGGUCAUCUGACUUUAGAGGAAUUCAAGAAAAUCUACGGCAACUUCUUCCCGUACGGCGACGCCUCCAAGUUUGCGGAGCACGUUUUUCGCACGUUUGACAGCAACGGCGAUGGCUCCAUCGACUUCCGCGAGUUCAUCUGUGCCCUGUCAGUGACAUCUCGUGGUGGUAUAGAAGAAAAACUCAAGUGGGCUUUCAGUAUGUAUGACCUGGACGGUAAUGGAUAUAUCUCCAGGCCCGAGAUGUUGGAGAUUGUCAGAGCGAUUUACAAGAUGGUAGGCUCUGUUAUGAGAAUGCCUGAAGAUGAAAGCACGCCGGAGAAACGGACGGAAAAAAUAUUUAGACAGAUGGAUAAAAAUGAUGAUGGCAAACUGUCACUACCCGAGUUUAUUGAAGGAGCGAAGAGCGACCCGUCCAUCGUACGCUUGCUCCAGUGUGAACCUGCCCCAUAAGACUGAAGCAUUUUUUGUUCCAGUAUUUUUUUAAAGAAAAUUGUUUUGGAAACAUUCCUAAUAUAGCACUGUUAAGAAGCAUUUUCUUCUGCCUGUGGACGGAUGUAUUUCGAGGGUCAUUUUGGGGACUGCAGAUAUCCCACUUUGUUGCCUGCAGGGUUAAGAAUUGGCAAAUGUAGAGUUUUCUUAUCGGUAUAGUCAGUUUUAGUCCAUUGUUGUACAAGAUUUUUUAUUAUCAGUAGGUUUCUUUUGGUAACUUAUUUCAGUAAUGUAUUGUCUGUGAAGACAGCUUGCCAGCAAGGGAAAGACUCCGGACUGUUGUUCGCCGAUCUUUAAACUGAAAAGUGAUUUAGAGAAUGAAUUAAAUGAAGCUCGCUGGAGCAGUAUUUAUUUAUUCGACUUGUUAGCUGAAUCCAAAAAUCAUGAUUCGAAAACAGUGGUAUUUAGCUAACGGUAGACUCUGCAAGCAAAGGAAUGACGGGUCGAUUAAACUAACGCUCGAUCUUAAACCUUCGCUCCUUUAGGUGUGAAGUUGAAGUUGCAAGCUGGGUCUUUCCUAUAUUGGGUAAAUUAAAGUAAAAGCUUCAUUUCACAAGGUCACUCUUGACGGUUAACAGGUUGUCACUGGCCUCAACUGACAGUAAGAUGAUGAUAACAAGUAAAAUGUCAUGAAGCCAAAAUGUGAAAACUGAAUGUGAUUCUCUAAAUCUCCAGUUGCAGCAUAAGACUUUGUAAAAGCUAUAAUAUUGAUCAUGAAAAAAAAAUGUAGCUGAAAAAAGACUUUUGAAAAAACCUUCCAUAUUAAAACAAUAAACUAAUGGAAGGUCACGGGUCCAACUGACCAAAUUUUCUCUUUUGACUUUGGCAAUAUCUGCUAAUUAUAAGUUUAACUCUCUGUCGUCACGCUCACGUAAUUAAGGGGUUUUGAUGUGCCCUCGGCAAAAAGAGUUGCAUUUUUCAUGGCGUGGGCGUUGUGAACCUGUAGGUUACAUUGUUUGGGACAAUCCGGUUAUUGCCGUUAUAUGGAACAGUAAAUGCCUGAAACGGCGUGUGGCUCCCGGUGUGGCUGUUGUAGCUGGGAGACGAAUGGCCGCCAGCGGAAGUUUAACUGUCGUCAACACCUAAUUAAAGCCAAUUUAUUUGGUGUUUUGCAUAUGAAGAAAGAAGCAAGGCUGCAAAGUCCAUGAUAAUAGAACAUGAAACUUUUCAGAGAGCGAGUGAGACAACAAAAGCGGUUUAUUAGUGAGCUAAAAACACGUGACGUAAAGCGGAUUCUGGAUUGAUAAGAACUAAAGGAUUGGAAAAAAAAGGUAUUUUCGAGUAUUUUACAAAGCUACAUGAACCACUUUGUGAGGCUUUUCUGCCAAUUUGUUCGUUGAAUGUACCCUUUCUCGCGCUUAGUUGCGUUCAAUACUAAUAAAUACCGUUUCGGAGCGUUAUUGAAAACUUUGUUCAAAAAAUCACAUUAAAAGGAAUUUUUAUUUAUAGUUGGUCGAAGUUGUCUAAAUGUUUCUCUUAACCAAAGAAAUUGUCAACUGGUGACUCAAACUGUUCAAUUAAAUAUUGCUAAUUGAAUGCCCUUCUCGGUUUAAAAGCUGAGGGACUUUUAUGCAGGUGCGGCGUUCCUUGUCAUAAAUAUUAGACCUAGUUCACGCUAAUGCGUUUUUGUUUAUAGACGCAUUAGGUGCGCUUUGGCUGUGUGUGUACACUUACAUUAAACGAACGGAAACAGAGGUCUUAUGCAACCUGGUUCCCAGGCUUCUCUCUCUUCCUGGAGGAAGUACUUCCUCAAAUUGGAAACUGCGUCCGAGAAUAGCUUAGGAACAAAAACGUUUUGCCUGAAGUUCGCGCCUUUUUCGAUUGCUUAGUAUGCAGACGCUGGUUUUAAUUUGUAGGUGCAGGUUAUACGGAAGCAGCUGGAGUUUAAAGGGUUAUGGUUAGAGUUAGGGUUACAGAACCUUAAGUGGCACCUGCACAUUAGCCUGCGUGGCAGGCGUUAAAAGGGGAAGGGGGAAUUUGGGCGCGCGAGAGCGCGUGGGGCGUGCGAGGAAGAAAGGAAAAGAACGCGUUCCCCUCCUCUCUCCUUCCUCGCGCGCAGUCUCGCGCCCUAAUUCCCUUCCCCUUCCCUUUCCAACGCCUGCCACGCAGGCUACCUGCACAUCUGUAAAUUGAACUUUCUGAUGUGCAAAGCUCUCGUGUUGACGUGGAGUUUUUUAACGUGCUAGUGUGGUUUUCUCACGUGCCAAAAUGUGUCCAAACGGGUAAAAUGCUUCAAGUUGUACUACAGAUGCUAAGGGCUUAAAUUGUGUGGCGCUGUUGUUAAUACAUUGGAGGGGUUUCGGGCGUUGCUUAUGCAGGCCGUGAGGAAAAGUUAAAAUAAUUCCAGCAAAACAAAUCAGGAUUGGUCACCGAACAUACUGCCCGAGGUAAAGGCAUUUUUUCACUUGAGUGACGAGAAUUUUGUUUGUUAUUGCCUGUACAAAAAUUUUCCUUUACAAGUAACGGCGACGGCAACGACGGCGCGCCCUGUAUGUACUCUUGGGCCUGCCACACAGGCCGGUCAAAAUUCGUUGCCCAAACAGUCCCAGGGUACAAUAGCUGCUAUGGCAGUUGCUCCUCUAAUCAUCAAAUAUCCCGCAAGCGUGGCUAAUACGUUGCAAAAUGAUCCUUCUACUUCGUUUUCUUGCGAUAAUCGCUGACAAAUCAAAUGAGAGCAUUUAACACAACCCCGACCUUGUUCUACGCACAACUCCAAAAUGACCGAUUCAUGUUUUCUUUAUUUUUUAGAUGCUAGUAAGGUAGAGACAUGGGAAAGCAGAACAGUAAACUCAAACCUGAGCAGCUGGCCGAUUUGACGGCACAAACCGAGUUCGAGGAAGCUGAGUUACAGGAGUGGUACAAAGGCUUCCUUAAGGACUGCCCGAGUGGCAAUCUUACUGUAGAAGAGUUCAAGAAAAUCUAUGGCAACUUCUUCCCCUACGGCGACGCCUCCAAGUUCGCUGAGCACGUUUUUCGCACGUUUGACGCAAAUAACGAUGGUUCCAUCGACUUCCGCGAAUUUAUCUGCGCCCUGUCUGUGACUUCUCGCGGCAAGCUGGAGCAGAAACUUAAAUGGGCUUUCAGCAUGUACGACCUGGAUGGAAACGGCUUCAUUUCCAGACAAGAAAUGCUGGAGAUUGUCAGAGCGAUUUACAAAAUGGUAGGCAGCGUUAUGAAAAUGCCCGAAGAUGAGAGCACGCCCGAGAAACGGGUAGACAAAAUUUUCACACAGAUGGAUAAGAAUGCCGACGGAAAGCUGUCUCUUGCUGAGUUCAUAGAAGGUGCUAAGAGUGAUCCAUCCAUUGUUCGUCUACUCCAGUGUGAUACGGCCGGGUCUAGUUAG